AUGGCAGACCGUCGAAAAAGCGCCCUGAUGACACGGGUGGAGGAAAAGGAGGGUGUGCUCAGGACAAGUCGGCAGGAGUCAGAAAGCAGCGCGUACGCAGACGGGCAGGGGGGAUGUGGAACUGUUGAGAGCAAAGUACAGCCACACGCGCACUAUUUCCGCCCGAGGGGAGUCAGGGGAACGGAACUGGUUGGCCUGACCGGGGUUAUUAUUGCAACGACCAGCUUGCUUAGUGACGUGGGUUUGGGGGGAGGGGACGGAAAGGCGGUCGCGCCGGGGCUGAGGCUGAUGGGGGAGGGAUACUACACGCGGUCUCCCUGA
Messenger RNA from Penicillium lagena, 321 nucleotides. RefSeq lists its product as uncharacterized. The record is from RefSeq and is a predicted model, not a curated record. The transcript has a single exon. NCBI's taxonomy places the organism in Eukaryota, Fungi, Ascomycota, Eurotiomycetes, Eurotiales, Aspergillaceae. Bases 1 to 321 code for a protein of 106 amino acids.